ACGUAGUCCACCUCAACCACCUCAUCAUAGCGACCCGAAUCACCAUGUCCAAACGCAUCAUCAUAACAGGCGGCUCUGGCAAAGCCGGCCAAUUCAUCAUCGCCCAUCUCCUCCGCCAGAACCACACCAUCCUAAACCUCGACCUGCAUCCGCUGCCGGCCCCGCUCGCGGCCCGCGUGCACACCAUCCGCGUCGACCUCACCGACACCGGCCAAGUCCACAGCGCCUUCCACUCGCACUUCGCGUUGACCGAGCCCUUCCGCGAACCACUCCACCAAGCCCCUCAUGCAGUGAUCCACCUCGCCGGCUACGCGCGCAACAUGAUCGUCCCCGACAACGAGACGUACCGCGGAAACGUGCUGGCCUUCUACAACGUCCUCGAAGCCGCCUGUCACAUGGGUAUCCGCAAGGUCCUCCUGGCGUCGUCGAUCUGUGUCUACGGGGUCGCGUUUGCCGAGGGCGACGUCGACUACGCUUCCUUCCCGGUGGAUGAGUCCGUCCUCGCGCAGCCGAUGGAUGCGUACGCCAUCUCGAAGGUGUGUGGGGAGCAGACUGCUGCUGGGUUUGCGAGGCGGUUUCCCGGGACGGAUAUCUAUGUGUAUCGGUUUGGGGCGGUGGUGAGUCCGGAGGAGUUCCAGGAGAAGUUCACGGGGUAUGUGGAGCGGCCGGAGGAGUGGAAGGUGCAUGGUUGGGCGUAUACGGAUGCAAGGGAUCUGGGAGGGAUGGUGGAGAGGGGGUUAGUUGUAGAUGGGUUGGGGUUUCAGGUUUUCAAUGCGGUCAAUGAUGAGAUGACGAAUUUUGAGGAAUCGACGAAGGCCUUUCUGGCAAGGGUUUGUCCUGGGGUGCCGGUUACGAGGGAGUUGGUGGGCAGAGAGGCACCGGUAUCAAAUAGAAAGCUGAGGGAGGUGUUGGGAUUUGUGCAGCGAGUGCGGUGGCAGGAUGAGUAUCAGAAGUAGGAUCCUGAGUUUAUUGGACUGCUGGAAAAGUGGUUAGAUAUCUUUUGAUGACUGUCUGUAGAUAUGUAAUUAAAGAGUUAUCUUGAAGCAUCA
Aspergillus brunneoviolaceus CBS 621.78 is the source of this 1049-nucleotide messenger RNA. RefSeq names its product NAD-dependent epimerase/dehydratase family protein. The transcript has a single exon. The coding region runs from base 45 to 956 and encodes 303 amino acids. NCBI's taxonomy places the organism in Eukaryota, Fungi, Ascomycota, Eurotiomycetes, Eurotiales, Aspergillaceae. The record is from RefSeq and is a predicted model, not a curated record.